Solanum dulcamara is the source of this 1413-nucleotide messenger RNA. Its product is annotated as probable aspartic proteinase GIP2. Gene Ontology annotation, molecular function: aspartic-type endopeptidase activity. The record is from RefSeq and is a predicted model, not a curated record. Gene Ontology annotation, biological process: proteolysis. The coding region runs from base 1 to 1302 and encodes 433 amino acids. The transcript has a single exon. Lineage: Eukaryota; Viridiplantae; Streptophyta; Magnoliopsida; Solanales; Solanaceae.
AUGAAAAUUCCUCAGCUUUUGUUGUUUUUUCUUCUUUUUAUUUGUUCAUCAAAUUACUCCAUAGCCAAAAAGUCUCUUAGGCAUUACCCUCUUCUUAUUCUUCCAGUGUUCAAAGAUGAAAUUACAAAACAAUAUGUUACUCAAAUAUACCAAAGAACCCCUCUUGUCCCUGUCAAUUUAACCGUCGACCUCGGCGGACGAUUUCUAUGGAUGGAUUGUGAAAAUGGGUACAUUAGUUCAUCUUACAAAAAUGUUCCAUGUGGUUCAAGACCAUGCAAACUCUCAGGUUCACAAGGGUGCUAUGGAUCUAGUUGCCCUGUUCCUCCUAGGCCAGGGUGCAACAAUAACACAUGUUCACAUAUUCCAUAUAACCCUAUUAAUAGAACUAGCACUGAUGGUGAACUUGCUCAAGAUGUUAUUGCUUUAUGGUCCACUAAUAAUUAUAGAAAUGACUCCAAAAUUUUAUCAUCAUCAGCUAAUGGGGUAAUGUUUAGUUGUUCUGAUGAUUUGUUGUUACAAAAAUUAGCCUAUGGAGUUAAAGGUAUGGCUGGACUUGGAAAUGGUUACACUGGGCUUCCUUCACAAUUAGCUAGAGUUUUUCGUUUGCCUCGAAAAUUCACUAUUUGUUUGAGUGCUAAUACUCAAUCAAAUGGUGUAAUUUUGUUUGGUGAAGGAAGAUCUACUUAUGAGGUACUAACUUACACUCCUCUGCUCAAAAAUCCUGUUAGUACCGCGGGGGCUUAUUAUCCUGGUGAGCCAUCGGUUGAAUAUUUUAUUGGAGUCGAAAAAAUCUUAGUCAAUGGGAAAAAUGUACCUAUUGAUAGUAAGUUACUAGCUAUUAAUAAGAGUACUGGAGUUGGAGGAACAAAGAUUAGCACUGUUGUUCCUUAUGGUACAAUGGAGACUUCGAUUUACAAGGCUUUUAAGCACGAGUUUCUUAAAGCUAUAGAUAAAGUUCCAAUAGCAAAACCAAUUAGGCCAUUUGAGUUGUGCUUUAACUCGUCGAAUUUGGCUACUUUAACUGGCCUAAUAAUUCCUCAAGUUAGUCUUGUUUUGCAAGGUGAUCAAAAUAAUACAACUUGGGAUCUUUCUAUGGACAAUUUUAUGGCAUCUCCUAUUGAUAGUAGUGAUUUGUUGUGUCUUGGAUUUUUGGAUGGCGGUAAAAAUUCUGAAACGUCGAUUGUUCUUGGAGGGAUACAAAUUGAAGAGAACCUAUUGGAAUUUGAUCUUGUGAAGAAAAGAAUGGGAUUUAAGUCUUUGUACAUGUCAUCCCUACUCAAAUGCAGCAACAAAUUCAGCUAAAAUUGUUGUGAUGUUACAUGAUAUUAUGCUAAGGCUAGAAUGAUGAAACUUAUGAUCCCCUUUUGUUUUCCAGGUUUUAAGUUAAUGCUACUUUACUUUAGUCUUUAAGAU